ACUAGGGUUGCCAACCAUACUAUAUAAUAACGUAUCCUACUUUAUUUUUGGUAAUUAUACUUUAUACUUUUACAUACAAAUAAAGUAUGCAAAAAUACUUUAUUGUCAACCUUUACUGUGGUGCGUAAAACAAAAUACUCAUUAUGGGUACUUAACGAUUCAUAAUUGCUGAACGAAAUAUUUAAAACGGAUAAUGGAAACAAUUUGUAAUUACUGAACGAAAUGUUAGAUGUCAGUUGUGACUUGUGACAUUUGUCACAGAUGUCUUUCAUUAUCGACGAAAUUGUACAAAACUGGUCCGUUAGUUUUGUUUAUAAGUGAAGAAUGCAUUUUAAAGUAAAUAUUAAUGCUGAAAAUGAGGAGUAAAUAUUAAUGCUGAAAAUGACGAGUAAUUCUGAUAGCGACACACCAGUGACUCCUAAAAAAGCUAAAAUAACAAAAGUUUUACAAAAAUAUAAACCUGAGUGGGAAAAACAAUACAACUGGCUAACAAGUGAUCUUCAAAAUAAAAGUAAUGCAAAAUGUAUUAUCUGCGGCGUGAAUUUUACAAUCAGUUCAGCUGGCAUUGGACAGAUUAAGCAACAUCAAAAUACUCAGAAGCAUAAGAUAAAAACUGAAAUGAAGAAAACAUCUGGUGCAUUACAAAAUUUCCUUACAUCAGAUACUAAAUCAAGAUGUCAAGGAUCUAGUGAUGAUGAGAAUAUUAUAGCAGCGGAAUUAGCAUUGACUUUUCACACUGUGAAGCAUAAUUUAUCUUAUAAUAGCAUGGAUUGUCUAAGUAAAUUAAACAAAAUUGUAUUUGUAGAUUCUAAAAUAGCUAGUAAAAUACGCUUGGGAAGAACUAAAAUGGAAGCUUUAGUGAUAGAAGUGUUAGGUCCAUAUUCUGUGGAAAGUGUAAUAAAUGAUUUACAUGAUGAUGUAUUUUUCUGUCUCCAGACUGAUGCAUCAAAUAAAAAAAAUAUUAAGUUAUUUCCUCUUGUAGUGCAAUAUUUUUCAAUAAAUGAAGGGAUCCAAAAUAAACUGAUCGAUUUUUACGAAAAUUCUAAUGAAUCUGCUGAUGGCAUGUUAGAAGCUAUAAAGAAGUCUAUGGAUUCCCACAACCUGUCAUUCAAUCAAGUAUCAGGUCUCAGUGCAGACAAUUGCAAUGCUAAUUUUGGCAUUCAUCACUCAUUGUACACAAAUAUUAAAAAAGAAGUACCAAACCUUAUAAAAGGCAACUGUCAUGCACACAUUAUCCAUAAUACAGUGAAACAUGCUAUGGGCUACUUGAUUUGUGACAUAGAAAAUAUUGUUUUGAAAAUAUACAGUCAUUUUUCGGUAUCUGCUUGUAGACGAGAUGAUUUAAAAAAAUUUGUUACUAUGGUUGAUGGUGAAUUUCACGAAAUCAAACGUCAUAUUGGUACACGGUGGUUAUCACUACAUCCAGCCGUUGACACCCUUUUACUUAAUUGGGAACCAAUAUGUAAUUAUUUUAUAAGUUUAGGUGAUAAUUGUGCAAUAAUUAUACAAGAAUUAUUAAAACUAAGUGAUCAUCAGGAUAGGGAGGUUGUGGAAAUUUAUCUACACUUUACAAGCCACAUGCUUAAUAUUUUUAAUAAAACGAUAAAACGUCUGGAAGGAAAUGAUGUAACUAUACUAGAUGUCUAUAAUAUUAUGGAUAAUUUAAGAAACGAAUUAGAACAAAGAAAAACUGAUAAGUACUUUGGUUAUGAAUCAAAAAUGAGAUUACAAAAAAUUCAAAAGUCAUCACCCGAAACAUUCAAUACAGUUGUCAGUAACUUUUCGCUUUUUAUUGAUAUGAGCUUAAAAUAUAUGAUAAAAUGGUUUGAGUUUAGCGAAGAUAACUGGCUUUCAAUACUUCCUAACAUGUCUUUGAAAAAUGAGGUAAAAUUUGAACAUUUUGAAAUGGUUAUUACAAAGGCCAAAUUACAAGACAGAUUAAAUAUUAAGAUGGACGAUAUGUAUUCCGAAUCUAUAAGACUUAGAGAAAUCCAAAGAAAAGUCACUAAUGAUGAUAAAGAAUUUUUAGUGAAAAUUACAGUAGAAAAAUGGCAAUAUAUACUUAAAAAUGCAUCUGAUAGCUUACCAAAUAUAAAAAAAAUUAUUUCUUACCUACUCUCCGUUCCUGCAACUUCAGCUUUUACUGAAAGAGUUUUUUCUGUAAUGAAUCUGAAGUGGCGAGAAGAGAGAAAUAGAGCAUCAAUAAAUUUAAUUAAAAACGAAUUGUUUAUCUAUUUAAAUUUAAAUAUUGAUUGUCAAACAAGCUUUGUAACAUUUAAAGAUAACAAGAAAUUGUUAUCAUGUGCUAAAAGCACACAAAAAUACGUUUUUAAAGCAAAAAAAACAUAAAAUUUGAAAUAUACUUUUUUUUCUUCCUAAUA
This is a messenger RNA of Pieris napi, 2381 nucleotides long. RefSeq lists its product as uncharacterized. Lineage: Eukaryota; Metazoa; Arthropoda; Insecta; Lepidoptera; Pieridae. The transcript has 2 exons. The record is from RefSeq and is a predicted model, not a curated record. Gene Ontology annotation, molecular function: protein dimerization activity. The coding region runs from base 373 to 2349 and encodes 658 amino acids.